GGUCGCGUCCUAAUAAUAACAACUAACCACCGCGAAGAAUUUGACCCUGCACUGAUCCGGGCAGGCUGCGUAGACCACGAGGUUGAAUUCGAGAACGCCGCCCAGGAAGCAACCCAAGAGUUGUUCAAGAGGAUGUACACUAACUCUACCCUUGUCACCGGAGCAGCUCUCAACCGCAUGGGAAAAGAAUUAUCAAAGAAAGUUCCGGACAAGAUGUUCUCUCCAGCCGAGAUCCAGGGGUUUCUGUUGAUGUGGAAGAAGGAUCCGAGGAAGACGCUAAAUGAGGUGGGCGCCUGGGUGGAGGGCAUAAAGGAAAUUAAGGAAAUAGGGUCGACGCUGCUCCAGGUAUAG
Messenger RNA from Hyaloscypha bicolor E, 351 nucleotides. RefSeq lists its product as uncharacterized. The transcript has 2 exons. The record is from RefSeq and is a predicted model, not a curated record. Gene Ontology annotation, cellular component: mitochondrial inner membrane. The annotation marks the transcript as partial. Lineage: Eukaryota; Fungi; Ascomycota; Leotiomycetes; Helotiales; Hyaloscyphaceae. Gene Ontology annotation, biological process: mitochondrial respiratory chain complex III assembly; protein insertion into mitochondrial inner membrane from matrix.